This is a messenger RNA of Aspergillus terreus NIH2624, 900 nucleotides long. RefSeq names its product endonuclease/exonuclease/phosphatase family protein. The transcript has a single exon. The coding region runs from base 1 to 900 and encodes 299 amino acids. NCBI's taxonomy places the organism in Eukaryota, Fungi, Ascomycota, Eurotiomycetes, Eurotiales, Aspergillaceae. The record is from RefSeq and is a predicted model, not a curated record. Gene Ontology annotation, molecular function: 3'-5'-RNA exonuclease activity.
AUGAAAGUCGCCGCCGAGCUUUCCAUCCGCAUCCUCACCCACAACAUCCGCUAUGCAACUACCGCCCCCUUCAAGGGCGAACGGCCCUGGGCCGAGCGUAAACAGCUCCUCAUAAACGAGCUCCUCUUCAACACGCGCAACCAAAACUCUUUCAUCUGUCUCCAGGAAGUGUUGCACAAUCAGCUUGUCGACGUCCUGUCCGGCCUCAACAGCAGCCCCACCACCAGCUGGGACUACAUCGGGGUCGGCCGCGACGACGGGUACCAAGCAGGCGAGUACUCCGCCAUCAUCUACCAGCCGCAACACUGGGAGAUCAACCACUGGGAGACGGUGUGGCUCUCAGAGACGCCGGACGUCCCCAGUAAGAGCUGGGAUGCGGCGUCGAUCCGCAUCGUGACGAUCGGAGUGUUCACGCACCGCGCCAGUCGCCAGACCGUGCUGGCGAUGAACACGCACCUAGACGACCAGGGCGCGCGGUCGCGGCUCGAGGCUGCGCGGAUAAUCCUGCGGAAGAUCAGCCAGUACUCCGCUGGCGACUACGGCGACGACUUCAUCGAUGGGGUGUUCCUAGCGGGAGACUUCAACAGCCAGGAUUUCGAAGAGGCGUAUGUCGAGUUGACGGCGCCCGGGUCGCCGCUGGCUGAUGCAGCCGUGUUAGUCCCGGCGGCUGAGCACUAUGGGAAUCAGCUUACCUGGACGGGAUUUGGGUAUGAGGGACAGGAUCCGACGCGGAUCGACUAUGUCUUGCUUGGGAAUGGGACGGCGGGUGGACAGGCCUGGACGGUGGACGGGUAUGCUGUGCUGGCGAAUCGGUUCGAUGAUGGGGUGUAUAAUUCCGACCAUCGCGCUGUUGUGGUGGAUGGAAGGUUACUCUUGGUUAGGGAUAUGGAUUCGCGUUGA